Anguilla anguilla (European eel) is the source of this 1863-nucleotide messenger RNA. Its product is annotated as DNA mismatch repair protein Msh2-like. The transcript is spliced from 10 exons. Gene Ontology annotation, cellular component: MutSalpha complex; nucleus. Gene Ontology annotation, molecular function: mismatched DNA binding; ATP-dependent DNA damage sensor activity; ATP binding. Gene Ontology annotation, biological process: mismatch repair; mitotic recombination; somatic recombination of immunoglobulin genes involved in immune response. The coding region runs from base 1 to 1566 and encodes 521 amino acids. The record is from RefSeq and is a predicted model, not a curated record. NCBI's taxonomy places the organism in Eukaryota, Metazoa, Chordata, Actinopteri, Anguilliformes, Anguillidae.
AUGUUUCAGGAGGAACAAUGUGAAGAUGCAGGGAAGUCUGAGGGGAAAACAUCAUCAGGAAAACACACGGUCCUGCUGAACGCGGUGUUCAGCUCUCCUUUGAAUGACCUCAGCGCUGACUUUGUUAAGUACCAGGAGAUGAUUGAGACCACACUGGAUAUGAAUCAGAUCGAGCACCACGAGUUCCUGGUGAAGCCGUCAUUUGACCUCACUCUGAGCGAGCUGAGUGAGACUAUGGACAGCCUGGAGAAGAGCAUGCAGGGUGCCCUGAAUGCUGCUGCCAGAGAGCUGGGCCUGGAGGGGGGGAAGACGGUGAAGCUGGAGUCGAACGCCCAGCUGGGGUACUUCCUCAGAGUCACCUGCAAGGAGGAGAAGAACCUGCGCAACAACAAGAAGUUCACCACGCUGGACGUGCAGAAGAACGGAGUCCGCUUCACCAACAGCAAGCUGAGCUCUCUGAACGAGGAGUACACCAAGAGCAGGGAGGAGUACGAGGAGGCCCAGAACGCCAUCGUCAAGGAGAUCCUCAGCAUCGCCUCCGGCUACGUGGACCCCUUGCAGAUGCUGAACGACGUGAUCGCCCAGCUGGACGCGGUGGUGAGCCUGGCCCUGGUGUCCCACUCCGCCCCUGUGCCCUACGUGCGCCCCAGGGUCCUGGAGAAGGGGUCCGGGAGGCUGCUGCUGAAGGGGGCCAGGCACCCCUGCAUCGAGGCCCAGGACGAUGUGUCCUUCGCCCGAGGAGAGGAGAUGUUCCACAUCAUCACCGGCCCAAACAUGGGCGGCAAGUCCACCUACAUCCGGCAGGUGGGGGUGAUCGUGCUGAUGGCGCAGAUGGGCUGCUUCGUGCCGUGCGAGGAGGCGGAGAUCAGCGUGGCGGACUCGGUGCUGGCCCGCGUCGGCGCCGGCGACAGCCAGAUCAAGGGCGUGUCCACGUUCAUGGCCGAGAUGCUGGAGACCGCCGCCAUCCUCCGCUCAGCCACUGAAGACUCCCUCAUAAUCAUCGAUGAGCUCGGCCGCGGCACCUCCACGUACGACGGCUUCGGUCUGGCGUGGGCGAUCUCCGAGUUCAUCGCCUCGCGCAUCAACUGCUUCUGCCUGUUCGCCACGCACUUCCACGAGCUGACCGCCCUGGCCCAGCAGAUCCCGACCGUGCGCAACCUCCACGUCACGGCGCUGACCACCGACAGCACUCUAACCAUGCUGUACAGGGUUAAGAAAGGUGUGUGUGACCAGAGCUUUGGGAUUCACGUGGCGGAGCUGGCGAGCUUCCCGAAGCACGUGAUUGCCAGCGCGCGGGAGAAAGCCCUGGAGCUGGAGGAGUUCCAGGACGUGACCCAGGCGGGCGGGGAGGAAGAGGAAGGGCCCGAGGCGAAGAGGCGACGUUUAGACAGACAGGAGGGGGAAAAGAUAAUCGAAGGUUUCCUGGCCAAGGUGAAGGCCCUGCCUGCCGCAGACAUGUCUGACCAGGCCAUCCAGGAGGAGCUCAGGAAACUGAAAGCCGAGGUUCUGGCCCAGAACAACAGCUUCGUGAGCGAGCUCACGUCCCGGUCCACAAGCAGCGCUUAAAGCAAGGGCCCGACCCCCCAACCCCCCAAAAACCCCAAAACACUCUAGAUAAUUAUCUGCACUCCUAGCCCCAACAAACAUGUGCCAGUCCAGUCCAAACCGGGCCUGUCCGGUUCAGUCCAGUUUGCUAGUUUGGGGCAGGUGGGUUGUAGGUAAUGGUACAGUACGUUUGUAGAUCUUUGUUCCAUUUUAGAACAGUCAUUUGUCCAUUUUAUUUUCUCCUGUUUUUUCUGUUGUGCUGUUAAAAACUCUCCACAACACACAAUGGAAAAUAAAGCUUGUGUUUUCCUUAUUGCA